Messenger RNA from Sorghum bicolor (sorghum), 1927 nucleotides. Its product is annotated as GDP-mannose transporter GONST1. The coding region runs from base 91 to 1455 and encodes 454 amino acids. The transcript has 10 exons. Gene Ontology annotation, cellular component: Golgi apparatus. NCBI's taxonomy places the organism in Eukaryota, Viridiplantae, Streptophyta, Magnoliopsida, Poales, Poaceae. The record is from RefSeq and is a predicted model, not a curated record. Gene Ontology annotation, molecular function: antiporter activity; GDP-mannose transmembrane transporter activity.
CCCCGAGGCCGCAGCCGCGUUGACCCCCGCGCCUCCCCCUCCUCCUCCACCACCGCAUCGCCUACCUUUACGUCCUCCUCAAGCCCCUUCAUGCCGUCGAAAGGCAUCUCCGGCCCCCUUUUAGCGCCCACCGUCCACCGCCGCUUCCCCCACCGCCUCUCUCUCUCUCUCUCUUCAUCCCCUCUGUCUCUUCACCUCCAGCCACCGCCAACUCCUCCGGACGCCGCUCUUCUUGCUCUGCGCCGGACGGCCGGAGGCCUCCUCCUUCCAGGUGCUGCGGCGUCCAUGUCACUGGAGUUCAGGUCCGAGUGCGAUGACAUCGAGGAGGCCAAGUCCCCCAGCAACACCAGCGUCGCCGCCGUCGCCGUCAAGAACGCUGACGCCUCGGUCUACAAGAUCAUCCACGGCUACCUGAAGCAGAAGAACAACUCCAUCAUCAAAGUCGCCGCCAAUGUCGCCAGGAAAGCGGCCUCCAACAAAUUAUCGAGGAAGACCUCCGAUGUCUUCGACACCUUGCUUCAGAAGCAGCAGAGCAAGUGGGGAAACAAGGCCGGACCGUUGCUUUCUGGGAUCUGUUACUGCAUCGCCUCCUGCAGCAUGAUAUUGCUCAACAAGGUGGUUCUCUCCGGCUACAAUUUCGAUGCUGGAAUAUCGCUGAUGCUAUAUCAGAACUUGAUAAGUGUCGUCAUUCUUCUCUUACUUGAGCUCUUCCAUGUCAUUUCUACGGAGGAACUCACAUGGAAGUUGAUAAAAGUCUGGAUUCCGGUGAAUCUUAUUUUCAUCGGCAUGCUACUAACUGGAAUGUACAGUUUGAAGUACAUAAACGUCGCAAUGGUGACAAUAUUAAAGAAUAUGACAAAUAUUAUAACGGCUAUAGGAGAGAUAUAUAUAUUCAGGAAGGGUCAGAAUAAGAAGGUUUGGGCUGCACUUUUUCUGAUGAUUGUAUCGGCUAUAUGUGGGGGGAUUACAGAUCUCUCUUUCCAUCUAGUUGGCUACACGUGGCAAAUUCUGAAUUGCUUUCUAACAGCAGGCUACUCGCUUACACUAAGGCGCUUGAUGGAUACAGCUAAACAAUCAACAAAAUCUGGCUCCCUCAAUGAAGUUUCUAUGGUGUUACUCAACAAUGCGCUCUCAAUUCCAUUCGCACUCAUUUUGGUUGUAAUCUUCAAUGAGUGGGAAUAUGUUUAUCAAGCUGAAGUUAUCAGAGACCCAAUGUUCUGGGUUGUUGCAACAGCUAGUGGUUUGCUAGGUCUAGCCAUCAGCUUCUCAUCAGUGUGGUUUUUGCAUCGGACUGGUCCAACAACGUACAGUCUUGUUGGUUCUCUGAACAAGAUACCCAUUUCGAUUGCUGGUAUUUUGCUGUUCAAUGUCCCUGUAAGCGUCGAAAAUUUAUGUAGCAUAGUUUUUGGUCUUUUUGCUGGGAUAUUCUUUGCAAAGGCAAAAAUGUCGUCCUAACUGUCAUGUCCCUGUGUCUGUGUGGUUGUAAAGCUGUAACAUGAAAAGUUUCUGCGGCAGCUCUGCCUCUGUACAGAGAUAUGAUCAGAGUCUAUCAACUGUACAGAGAUAUGAUCAGAGUUCAUAAAUUUUUUACAUCCUUUCCCUUCAUUCACAAAGGGUACAGCAUGUGUGUUUGUGUGCCCUCAGUUUUGUAACAUGACAAUGCCAAGGCAGAAGGAACUCUGCAAGGCGAAUCAGCAAUUGGAACUCUGCUAAUCUGAUCAAGAAAUUGAGCAGAAGGAUUAUACUACACAAUAAAGGAAGGACUUAGUGUUUCCGACUUGGUUGUCAUUUGUCAACCAGUCCUCUUCAGGAAUUCAUGGCAAAAACAUCACCGAUCAAUUCGGUUUGUGCCUAUUAUCUCUCUCAAAGAGAGGUAAUUCUAUUUAUCUGAGACUUAGUAUACAAUAUCUAGAUUCAGUGGUGUCCA